Prorocentrum cordatum is the source of this 775-nucleotide messenger RNA. NCBI's taxonomy places the organism in Eukaryota, Dinophyceae, Prorocentrales, Prorocentraceae. The record is from the annotation of a GenBank genome assembly.
UCGUGGUCGUCUUCGUGCUCCCCCUUCCUCUUCCCGCUUCUUCGCAGCACUGCUGUCCACCCCUUUCCUCCCCCUCCUCCUCCUCCUCGCCCUCCUCCGCCGUGCACAUUGCCACGGCUGCGGGCACAGUUCUCGGUGCACACCCCGCCGCCCGCGCAACGCCUCAAGACCAGCCGGGCACCCUUGGGCAUACCACUAGGGCGCGAGUCUUCGCCCGGCGUCGCCUCCAGCGCCGCCUCGCCAAGUAUGUCGGAGGACAAGACUGCCGGCAUCGACGAGGAGGACGAGUUUGAGGAAUUCGAGGAGCCUGAUUGGGAGACUCCGCCGGCUGGCAAAGACAACAAGCAGUGGGAGGAGGACUGGGACGAUGCCGGCUGGGACGAUGAGGACCAAGACGACUCCUUCCAGAAGCGGCUGAAGGAGGAGCUCGACCGCAUGGACACGGCGAAGCCAGCAGCGCCCCCGUCGUGAGGGCCGCUCUGCCGCGCCGUCGGGCGGUAGGGGUGGCCGCAAGUCGAUGUUCAGGCUGGCACCUCGCUCCGUCCUGGCUGCCCACGGGGUGGGGACGGAGGAGCAGGGCGCCAGUGUGCGGGCGGAGGGGGGCCCUCACGGGCUGCCGCGGAGGCAGCCGCGGCGUUGCCCGCUGCCCUUUCCUGCGCUCCCGCGGGCGCGCCUGGCCCGCGCCGGGGCGGGUUCCGCGACGACCGCUGAAAAGAGUCGGCGGUUGCUGCCGCUGUCGUCGCAACUCCCCUCCUGCAUCCACCUCCACCUCCUC